This is a messenger RNA of Coccidioides immitis RS, 1517 nucleotides long. Its product is annotated as TATA-box-binding protein. Gene Ontology annotation, biological process: DNA-templated transcription initiation. NCBI's taxonomy places the organism in Eukaryota, Fungi, Ascomycota, Eurotiomycetes, Onygenales, Onygenaceae. Gene Ontology annotation, molecular function: DNA binding; RNA polymerase II general transcription initiation factor activity. The transcript is spliced from 5 exons. The coding region runs from base 1 to 900 and encodes 299 amino acids. The record is from RefSeq and is a predicted model, not a curated record.
AUGUUUGUGUUCCUUGGCGCCCGCUCACUGGCGCAUAUCACUGUGGAUGGCAACCUCCAUUGCUUUGAUCUGAGAUUUGUUGCAAACAUCCCUCAGGUCAUUGAGAAUCCUGCAUUCUGCAACACAAAGCAGUUGACUAUGGAGUCCCUUACGACCCAUCCUUCUACCGCGCAACAGGCAAAGGCAUUCACGUCCCCCGCAUCCUUGUCGUUCCCAGGAGGUGCCGGCGAUCUCACCCCGCCUUCCUCCGAAAAAGACCAAAAUGGGAUGAACAGCGGCCAGGCAAACAGCCAGCAGGGCGCAAACGGUGCCGCUCCUGCGACUCCUGUUGCUACCCCUGGAGCUGGGCCCGGCGUGAGCGGCAUUGUGCCAACGUUGCAAAACAUUGUCGCAACGGUCAAUCUGGACUGUCGCUUGGACUUGAAAACCAUCGCACUGCAUGCGCGAAACGCAGAGUACAAUCCAAAGCGUUUCGCUGCCGUCAUCAUGCGUAUUCGCGAGCCCAAGACCACGGCCCUGAUCUUCGCCUCUGGCAAGAUGGUUGUUACCGGAGCUAAGUCCGAAGAUGACUCAAAACUGGCGUCGAGAAAAUACGCUCGCAUUAUCCAAAAACUCGGCUUCAAUGCCAAAUUCACUGAUUUUAAGAUCCAAAACAUUGUCGGGUCGUGUGACAUCAAGUUCCCUAUCCGUUUGGAAGGUCUUGCAAGUCGUCAUCACAACUUCAGCUCUUACGAGCCAGAACUGUUCCCUGGUCUUAUCUACCGUAUGAUGAAGCCAAAGAUCGUGCUUCUCAUCUUCGUUAGCGGGAAGAUCGUAUUGACUGGCGCAAAAGUUCGAGAAGAAAUCUACCAAGCCUUUGAAAUGAUCUACCCUGUGCUAACUGACUUCCGUAAGGUUUAAUGCUUCCUUUGAGCAUGAAGUGCCCAUACUGUGCUUCUGUCUCAGUGUAUUAACAUAUUUUCUCCUGACAUUGCGAUUGCUUUCCGCGCUAUUCGUUGUCACUCAAGUGAUCCUUGACGGGUGGAGUUAUUCUUUUAAUCCCCCAUCAAUCUUUUCCCUUUUUUUAGCUGUCUUACCUGCAUUUCAUGGCGUUUUAGCGACUUUUUUUUUUUUCCCGCUCCGUGUACUUGCUGGAUUCGGAUUUCCAAAAAAAAGAGAAAAAGCGGCGUAUCUCGUUUCCUUUUUGCCAUCAGCUUGUUUAAAUUAGACAAAUCGCGGGGUCUUCCGCUGGUUUGGGAUGGGUUUUCAUCGGCGUAUACGGGGGAAUGGUGGUAUUUUCUACGAACCUUUUUCUCUUAUUUGCUGACGCAGGAGCUUGUUUGUCGGAAAGCUCUUAAUUCUUAUUUUCAUGAGUUUGCAUUGUGGAGUGGUUUGAUCCCAGCUCUCACUUUGACUCAAGAGGCCUGGAGUGGACAGGAGUUGCAUACACACACGAACUCGCAGAUUACUUCACGUCGUGCAGUGGAAAGAAUGUAUCAUACCUACUAGGUAGUAAUAAAAAUGAAAAAUAUCGAAGG